This is a messenger RNA of Desarmillaria tabescens, 1486 nucleotides long. RefSeq names its product WD40 repeat-like protein. Gene Ontology annotation, cellular component: TORC2 complex; TORC1 complex. Lineage: Eukaryota; Fungi; Basidiomycota; Agaricomycetes; Agaricales; Physalacriaceae. Bases 56 to 1033 code for a protein of 325 amino acids. The record is from RefSeq and is a predicted model, not a curated record. The transcript has 11 exons. Gene Ontology annotation, molecular function: protein binding. Gene Ontology annotation, biological process: TOR signaling; regulation of actin cytoskeleton organization.
AUUUGCCUGAGAGGCUGCACUGCUCGUAGCUGAGUACCCUCACCUCGUUACAACGAUGCCGGCUCCAACUUCAACGUCCAAGGCAGCCACUGCCAGUGACAUGUCCGUUAUUUUAGUCACAGGAUCAUACGACCACGAAAUUCGUUUCUGGGAAGCUUGGAGUGGAAUAUGCUCUCGAACCAUUGCUCGAACUGGAGAAUCCGGUCAAGUAAAUCGCCUCGCGAUAUCCCCAGAUAAACGGCUUCUCGCGGCCGCGAUACAUAAGAAAGUUAACAUUUAUGAAAUAGCCAACGCGACCAACGAACCUCUCGUCACUUUUGAUGGACACACCAAGAACGUGACGUCUGUUCAAUUUCACAGCGAGGGAAAGUGGCUGGUAACAGGAAGCGAAGACGGCACUAUCAAAAUUUGGGAUCUUCGAAACCCACAUUUACAUCGAACCUACGAUAAUACCGCUCCUGUCAAUGAUGUAUGUGUUCAUCCGAACCAGGGUGAGUUGAUAUCGUGCGACCAGGCAGGAAGCAUCAAGCAGUGGGAUUUGUCCGAGAACAUCUGCUCUCAUGAACUUACUCCAGCGGGUGAUAUUCCUAUGCGAUCGGUAACUCUGGCUUCCGAUGGUUCAUGUUUAGUUGCCGGAAACAAUAAAGGUCAAUGCUACGUGUGGAAGCUAAACGACGAGGCUUCUGGCCUCCCACGCUUUCAAGCAGUGACAACCUUCCAUGCCCACAACAAAUAUCUUACGCGUUGUCUUCUCAGUCCGGAUACGAAAUGCCUAGCGACCUGUUCCGCGGAUACCACUGUCAAGAUAUGGUCCAUCUCUCACAACUUUGAGUUCAGGCAGGAGAAGAUCCUCACUGGGCAUCAGCGGUGGGUCUGGGACUGUGCUUUCAGCGCGGAUUCGGCCUAUCUUGUCACAGCUUCCUCCGACCAUUCCGCGAGGCUUUGGGAGAUGGCAUCUGGAGAGACCGUAAGGCAAUACAACGGCCACCAUAAGGCGGCUGUUUGUUGCGCGCUUCACGAUGGCGCCGGCUAAGCUCCUAUCACGUGUCCUUGCAGUACUGUCCUACAGUCUGUUCUACUUGGCAGCCUCACUAGAGGCUAGAGACGAGAUGAAAGAAGUCUUUCGGCUUGCAUCUCUCCAGAUUAACUGCAGGCUGCUAGUUAUUGGCUCUUGUGGAUGCCUCGUGUAUGAAAUAGCCAGUUCUAGAAUGGAAUCGGUUUGCAGGUCAGCCUCCGGUUAUCUUUGAUUCUUGAGGGGCACCAUUUCCGAUAACGUGCGUCUACCUGAUGAGUGUAAUUGAAGCUCAUCAUGAAAGCGUCCGACUGAUCAUAUGCCCCAGUCCGGCGUGUUUAUGUCCAGGGAACUGGAGUAACUGACUACGAGUGAUCUUCAAAUGAGAGCGAAGUGUUUCCGUUUAGGAUGACGUGUGAGGGAAACGUAGUCAAUACAAUAUAAUGGUAUUAAAGCUUCCGUCUCGCGCAUGCA